AUGGCAGCGGGUUCUGCAAAUCCUCUACCCUAUGUUUAUAAAAGGGAAUAUGGGGAUAUAAGAAAUAUUAAAUCAAAUUUCUUUAACAAACGUUUAGCUGUUGCGAAAAAUUUGUACCGACGAGAUCUUUUGUGCCAUUUUGGAUGUGUGAACGCUAUUGAGUUUUCCAGCAAUGGCGAAUUUCUUGUAUCAGGUGGCGAUGACCGGAGGGUAAUGCUAUGGCAGUUUGGACAAGCGAUUCUCGACAAAGGCAAGCCGGAGCCUAUGAAAGGCUUGCACCAGUCCAAUGUGUUCUGUCUCGGUAUCACCAAUGACAACCAGAAGAUAUAUUCCGGUGGUAAUGAUGAUAUUGUGAUAGUACAUGACACGGAGAGUAAGUGUCCGCUAGAAGUGAUACAGCAUCAGCGAGCAGUAUGCAGCCUCAGCAUCGACCCAUUCAAUGAUCGAGUGGUCACCACCGCUGGCAAUGAUGGACGACUCCUACUCUUUGAUACAAGGCAAUCUAUGCAUGAAUCACUGGUCGUAACUCGUUGUCGCAAAGCAUUCCAUGGUGUGAUGUUCCACCCGACGCAGUCAGGCAUACUCGCCUCCGCUAACGCACGCGAUGGAGCCGCUCUAUGGGACCUACGCUCACAUAAACAUCCUGUUCUCCGGUAUUCGGGUGGGAAUGGCACUUGCCAGAACUGUAUGAGUGUUCGGUUUAACUCAUCUGGUACUCAUAUGUUGGCUCUCCGGAGACGUCAAGCUCCAGUCCUAUACGCUGUACAUUCCCCGGAGCCUGUGGCCGAGUUCUUUCACCAAGACUAUUACAACUCCUGUACAAUGAAGAGCUCUACGUUUGCUGGAGAGGAUGACAAGUUCGUUAUGUCAGGGUCUGAUGACUUCAACCUCUACAUGUGGAAGAUACCGGAAGAUGGUGCUGGUUACCAUGUACCGGUGGCACCCCCGCACAUAGUCCUGUAUGGCCAUAGGUCUAUAGUAAAUCAAGUGAGGUAUAACCCUCACUACUGCCUAAUCGCUUCAUCUGGCGUAGAGAAAAUUAUAAAGGUGUGGUCAGCGUUGGAGUUCCCGAAGAUGCGCGGCACGUUACUGGAGGAGGCUCAAGGCUCAGACAAUCCGCGGGAAAUAUACAGCCACGAGGACUAUGUCUCCCUGGUACAUCACAGUGGCCAAUACAUAUCGCACAACUACGCGGACCAGUCGACGAGCGAGGACCCGCGUAUGAUGGCAUUCUUCGACUCCCUCGUUCAAAGAGAGUUGGAGUGCUUGGGCGAUGAGACGGACUCCCUCGACGGGUCCAGUUCCUGUCACUCCACACUAAAUAAUGAUUCAGACUCAUCUGAUACUGACCAGAUUAUCUUGGACUUCCUGCCGUUACCACGGAAACGAGUGACAGCAAAUCAAAAUGGAAAUCGCAGUCAACGUGUCCCCAACAGACUGGCGCGGCUAGUCGCACAGCGGUAUCCGAAGAACUUGCGCUCGCAGAAGAGAGGAUCCCUUAGGAGGAGUAAACAAUCGCGGGUGUCGUUGAACAAGUCCAGCAGUAAGUGUGUGAGCGGUGCCAGUGGCAAGGGCAAGCGCGCCGUCAGUCGCCGCGUGCGGGGCCCGCGCCGGCCCGCGCCGCGCGCCCUGCGCCCCGCCACGCACUCGCGCGUCUCUGCACCGUCCAGCGAACGGACCGACUCCGACGAACCCACGCACAGCAUGUUCCGGAAUAGUGGCAGGAUGAUCAGACCUCCCCUACGACGACGGGUAAACCUCACAAGAACUGCAAAAAGAAAAAACAAAGUCACUAGUUAUAGAAAACCACUAAAUUUAAGGAGUAAUGGAGCAGCCAUGGCACAAGACAGUAGUGAUAAUAAUUUUUCUAACUUUGAUAAUUUUGAUGACAAUUUAGCUCAACCAAGCACUAGCACAGGUUACAGGGGCCAAAGCACAUCAGGGCUAUUUAGAAUAGUGGAGGUAGACUCAGAUGACGACCAGUCAGUGAGCAGCCGGCCGAUAUCUCCACGAAACCAGAACGGCAACCAAAGCAUUCCGCCAAACCUCGUCAGCAUUAUACCUACACCUAUCAACGGGUCGAGAGACUCGCUAGGAGAGUCACUGCGAGUCGAACCUCCAGAGUCAGAGAGCAAUAACUCAUCACCUCCACCUCCUGAGCACAGGCGGAUGAAUUUACGAAGAGUGCGACGGAAUGGUCGGCUCAGCCUACAUCGGUCAGAUUCCAGCGAAUCACCGCCUCCCAAGGAACCAGCAGAUCGGGCUAGCACAUCGACCGCCGUAGAACAGCAUUCGCCCAAAGUAGGAUACAACAGGACUGUCGCGAGACUCAUGAAUGAAACCAAUGAGAGUGAGUUGGAAAGUAGCUGUAGUACUGAGAGCUGUAGUAUGUGGGCUGCGCCUGAAGCUUGCACCCCGGACAGUGGAGUAGGAACAGUAGCCGGCAGCAGUACCAGAAACCCGCUACCCACAGACGACGUGUCCGACGACCCAGAGUAUCAAGCCUUCAAAUUCCGACAACGAGUGAAAAAGGCGCGGCGCAACUACAGAGAACACAUGGACUCAGACUCUAACUGA
Molecule: messenger RNA, 2577 nt
Organism: Spodoptera littoralis (African cotton leafworm)
Lineage: Eukaryota; Metazoa; Arthropoda; Insecta; Lepidoptera; Noctuidae
Source: the annotation of a GenBank genome assembly